ACAAAAUGGGUAACCGAAGGCUGAAAAGGAGUGUGAGUUGGCAAUUGGCGUGAGGGCUUUGGGGGGCUGGGAACUAGCUCGGACACGCACAGAGACUCCAAGGCAAAAGGAGGACGAGGGGGAGGGCAGGAAAAGCAAAUCCCUGCAAAUACCCAUAAAACAUUACAUAAAAUGAAAGCAGGAGGAGGAGGAGGAAAGAAGAGGAACACUGACCCCGAGGCAUUGGCUGCUCCAAGUGAAGCUGCUGCUUCUGGUGGUGGUGACUCAAUGGCGGUGCCUUCGGGUGAAAAGGAUCAGACCCGGGAGGAGAAAGUGCAAAGGGACGAGCUUCAGGACCAAGAGGAAAGAGAGCCUUCUGUUGCUGCCGUCGCUUCUGCUGAAGAGGCAGAAGAAUACGCCGAGGAGGAAGAAGAUAAGAUUGAUGAGGAUGAAGCCCCUGUUGACGAAGACGCUGCGGCUGAGCGUCCCAAGCUCGACGACGGAUUCUACGAAAUUGAGUCCAUUCGCCGCAAAAGGGUUCGCAAGGGUCAGCCUCAGUAUCUAAUCAAAUGGCGUGGAUGGCCGGAGGCAGCAAACACCUGGGAGCCUUUGGAGAAUCUCCAGUCAUGCUCCGAUGUUAUUUAUUCAUUUGAAGAAAGUUUUCGUUCAGGAAAGCAUCGGAAACGCAAGCGCAAGCAUGGGACUCCUUUUACUCAACCUAAGAAGAAGCAGCAGCGUUCUUCCGUUGCUGCGUAUGAUUUAAGAGGUGUUGAAAUAAACGUUAUGACUGAAACUGGGAAAUCUGCCCCUCCCACCAAAUCAGGCCUUACCAAUCUUCAUCCUGUCCCUCAAUCUGCUCAUGAAGAAGAUAAUAAUGAGGAAAUUGAAACUGCCAUGCAAACAGUUGUUGAGAAUGGUUGUGGGAAUAUUUGUCAGCAAAUUGAUGACAGAAAUAAUGGAAAGGAAUAUGAUCCCAAGCUUAGUGAGCUUAAAACAACAGUGUUUACCAAUGAGGCCAACCUGGAAAAACUUGCAAUACAUUUCGAAGAAGGCAAAGCUUCAGAGGGUGAUGGCCCUGUAGACGGGGUACCCAAUGUUGGUUGCAUCGAACCAUUUCAGAGCAAUCGCCGUACUGGUGCUAAGAGAAGGAAGUCUGGUUCUGUGAAGAGGUUUAAACAAGAGUCAUGCUUGUGUGAACCCAUUGUUGCGCAUAAUGCAAGAACUAGAAGUGGUGGCUCUGGCAGUAGAUUUCAGCCACCAGGGACUGAAAAUCCUGGUUUCAUUGGGGAGAAUCCAAGUAGCAGGAAUGGGGUUAAUGGUUUCAAAAAUGCAUCUAAUAUCACCAGGAUUAUCAAGGCCAUAGGGUAUUCAGCUUCUGUAUCAAACAAUAUCCAGGAUGUGUCAGUAACCUUUACGGCUAUAAGGUCUGAUGGAACAGAAGUGACAGUGGACAACAAGUUUCUCAAGGCUAACGAUCCACUUCUGUUGAUCAACUUUUAUGAGCAACAUCUGCGGUACACUCCAUCGGUGGACAGAUGUAUAGAAGGAGAGUGAGUGAAGCCAUUUCUGCAUCAUCUUUUCAGCUAGUUUUAUACAGUGAUGUACUUUUGUAGUCGCAGGAUAGUGCAGGAUAACAAAUGCAAUCCUUCUUGGUAAUUAACUGUGUAACCACCUUUAAUUUACAUAGCAGCAGCCCAUCUGUCUCAUUCUCUGUAUCUCUCCAUAUGACUGCAUAUGCCUAUUCUCUAGAUAGUUACCAUGAUGAUUAGGAGCUCGAGUUUAAAUUUAACUCUGUAUUUUGUGAUAAAUGUCAUUUUUAUUCAGUGAUG
This is a messenger RNA of Juglans microcarpa x Juglans regia, 1808 nucleotides long. RefSeq names its product chromo domain protein LHP1. The coding region runs from base 172 to 1533 and encodes 453 amino acids. Gene Ontology annotation, biological process: heterochromatin formation. The transcript has 7 exons. The record is from RefSeq and is a predicted model, not a curated record. NCBI's taxonomy places the organism in Eukaryota, Viridiplantae, Streptophyta, Magnoliopsida, Fagales, Juglandaceae. Gene Ontology annotation, cellular component: nucleus.